UGCGAGUUUCAUAUUUCAGCUCCUCCUUCGCAUUCCAGGCCUGCCCAGGCUCCUCUCCAAAGAUUCUGAAAAUGGAGCCUCUCGCAACUACUUAUCCUCUGAAAUACUCAGUGCCCAAAGCCAGAGUCUUUGUUGUCUUUCUGUCAAUGGUUUUGUGUACCGCCAUUCUCUGCCUGCUGCAAUUCAGAUUUUUUAAAGCUAAAACCAAAGAUUUUUAUUCUUUCGAAGUCAAGGAUUCACGAGGAAGGAUCAUUUCCUUGGAGAAGUACAGAGGGAAAGCAACUUUGGUUGUAAACGUGGCCAGUUACUGCCAGCACACAGACAAAAAUUACAUCGCACUGCAAGAACUACACAGAGAGUUUGGCCCCUCCCACUUCACGGUGCUGGCUUUUCCCUGCAACCAGUUCGGAGAAUCAGAGCCUAGUUCAAGCCAGGAAAUAGAGUCUUUUGCCAAAGGAAACUACGGAGUAACUUUCCCUGUUUUCCACAAAAUCAAGAUCCUAGGAUCAGAAGCAGAGCCCGCGUUUAAAUUUCUAAUAGAUUCUUCAAAGAAAGAGCCUCGAUGGAAUUUCUGGAAAUACCUUGUCAGCCCUGAAGGUAAAGUUGUGAAAUUCUGGAGACCUGAAGAGCCUAUAGAAAAUAUCAAGCCAGAAGUAGCAUCAUUAGUUAGACAGAUUAUCGUGAAAAAAAGAGAAGACCUAUGAAAAAGCCAUUUAUGCGGUAAAUCCAUUCAACAACAGGGGUACACAGCCUUACUACAUUCCUGGAAAACGCUGCUAGAAGCUAAAGCAUCAGGUGAUUUUACUUCGCUUUGAUGAUAGUAUUUUCAGCUAUACUAUGUCUAUUAAUGUUGGACUGGUUCAUGUAAUGGCCUUGAGAACCAUGGGAGUCUACCGAGAAUAGCAAGACACUCAGUACCUUGCAGGGAUGGACCUUGAAAUUGCAUAAAGUUUUGAAUGUUUCUUUACAUUACUGACAGUAGCUAAUUAAAGUCACCAAGAGCAGGGAGAUAGCUAAAAAGAAGAGGAAUUGUUGAUGAAUUACUCAGUAUUUGCACAGAAGAGUUUUGUUUCUCAUCUAGCAGGAACAAAUAGAUUUUGAUAUUCCAUUAACACAUAAAUGCCCUGACUGAAACACAUGGGGCCAGAUCCAUCACAUCAGGGUUUUUAGAAACAAAUGCAACUGAAGAUACUAGCUUUGCAGUAUCUUCUCAGGAAAGAUGAGUGAAUUGUAAAGCUGUCAACUUAGUUGUAAAAAGGUGUACAUAGAAAAUAAAAUUAUGAAAAGAAAAAGGAAAAA
Molecule: messenger RNA, 1299 nt
Organism: Pezoporus occidentalis (night parrot)
Lineage: Eukaryota; Metazoa; Chordata; Aves; Psittaciformes; Psittacidae
Gene: GPX8
Product: glutathione peroxidase 8 (putative)
Exons: 3
Coding region: 72-704 (210 amino acids)
Biological process (GO): response to oxidative stress
Molecular function (GO): glutathione peroxidase activity
Source: RefSeq, a predicted model, not a curated record